Molecule: messenger RNA, 3624 nt
Organism: Closterium sp. NIES-65
Lineage: Eukaryota; Viridiplantae; Streptophyta; Zygnematophyceae; Desmidiales; Closteriaceae
Source: the annotation of a GenBank genome assembly
AUGCCUCCCAAGGGGAAGUCCAAGGCUCUACUAGAGGCCUCAUCGCCGGAGCUCCCGUCUAUGUCUUCAGGAGCUGCUACCUCGUCGCCUGUUCCUGCUCCUGCCUCAUCGGAUCUUGCAAGCAAUGGCAAUGGCAAGGUGAAAGAAACCGGCAACGUGACCUAUGCUGAAGCUACGGCGAGCGGCUCCGGCCUCUCCUUGGAAGAAAAGCUGCGCUCCUUACGCACGGCUGCUCCUGGCAGCGGGUUCCUUGAGGACGACUCUGACGAGGAGCUCGAAGUUGACAUCAAGACGGAAGCUUUCAACCACGUUCGCUACACGACGAUUCUUCUGCUCCCCGUGGCCCUCUCCUUGGAAGUGGCUUCGGCUUCGCAUGUUAUGCCGGUGGAUUACAUUUCUGACCAUAGCUUCGCGAUUCGCAUAGCUCUCCGAAUAGACGCCAAACUUAGUCUUGGUCCCGGUCUCUGGAGGCUUCAUGCCUCAUUAGUGCACAAGCGGGGGGUUCGGAAGGUUGUUGAAGCAACGGUGGCGAGGUGUGCUGUCACAGACGGGAGCAGCUUUGAACUUCUGCUUUCGAGGCUGGCUGCCGGGCUCCGUGCUUUCGCGAAGGAGGAGGGUAAACGGGUCAAGGCGACAGCGACUCACCUGGUGGACGUUGUCGCCAGUCCUCGGCAGGCGAUGAUGCGGGAUCCGACCUGCAAGCAAACAAGCAAACGGUUAGCUGUGAAGGAAGCACAGCUGCGGGAAUAUCAUGCUUCACGGAAAGACAAACUGCACCCGAUGUCGGGAAUGCGGUUGGAGCUCAGGGGUGAAGUAGCGUCGCAGCAUCUGACGACGAUGGUGCAGGCGAGGAAGGCGUGUACCCAGAUUGCUGAGCUGCAGACGGCAGACGGAGUGGUAUCAGACUCACAAGGGAUCCUUCGGGCGGCGUCGGAUUUCUUCGCCGAUAUCUUCGGGAGAGACCUCUGUCAGCUUGAAGAGAGGUGGCGUCCUGACAAGGACAAGACUUUACGGGCAUGGGAAGUAGCAGAGCUAUCGGCAGACUGGACAGAAGAGGAGGUGAAGCACGCAUUUAGCGCGAUGGCGGCGAAUAAAUCCCCGGGCAAAGACGGGCUGCCUAAGGAAUUGUUUGAAGCUCACUGGGACCUGCUGGGAAAAGGGUUCAUGGCCCUCGCCAAGGAUUUUGCAAGAACCGCGGUGCUUUCGAGGGAGGUGAAGGAAGCGGUGACGAUCCUGCUGCAUAAAAAAGGCGACAAGGAUCAGCUUAAUAACUAUUGCCCGAUCACGCUACUCAACUUCACGUACAAAGUGUUGGCGCGGGUCAUGGCCGACAGAAUGAAGAAGUAUCUGGGGAGGGUGAUAUCGCCUGAGCAAUAUGGUUUCCUUCCGGGAAGGCGGCUAACGGAUGCAGUGGGACUUGUCGCCGACAUCAUUGACUCCGCGCGGAACGACAACGAGAAAUGGUUCCUCCUGCUAGUCGACUUUAAGAAAGCCUUCGACUUCGUCUCGCGUGGCUAUCUUUUCCGGACGAUGCGCGCAAUGGGCUUCCCGGAUCGGUUUGUGAGGUGGGCGGAGGGCCUGCACGAAGGAACGCAAACGAGGCUGUUAGUAAACGGAUGGAUGGGGGAAGGUGUGGAAGUGAUUUCCGGGGUGCGCCAAGGCUGUCCUCUCGCGCCUUACCUUUUCCUCUGUGCGGUUGAGCCGUUGGCACAGACGGUCCUCAGGAAGAAGAUGGGUAUCAGCAAAGAAGCAAGUGAGAGAUUGGCAUACAUCGGGUACGCGGAUGACACCACAUUGGUAUUGGAAGGAAAGCACCAGCUUAUCAAGGCUGAGAAGGUGCUAGCGAAAUUCGAACUGACCUCCGGGUUGGCGACAAACCGAGAUAAGUCGGUUGUCCUACCGCUGGGGAACAAUCUUGGCAGAACGACGGGGAGAUCACAUAGCUUCAGGCGGGCGAAGAAGGAUGAAGCGGAGAAGCUGUUGGGCGUGUGGAUCACGCCUUCCGGGAGCUGCCUGCCAACAUGGGAGAAAACCUCGGAGGACAUAUCGAGGAAGGUUAAAAAAUGGGAGCAAACAUACCUGCCAACAACGGCGCGUACUGCGGUUGUCAACAGUUACACGAUGCCGAAGGCGGCUUUUCAAGCGCAGGUCUACCCGCCGCCGGCAAAACAGUGGGGGGUCAUCUCCAAGACCUUCGAAAACUUCGUCUCCGGCAAUAAGGCAACGGCGGAUAGGGUUUUCCGUCUCUGGAGUAAGGUACUGCUAUACACCCCAAGAAAGUUGGGAGGAGUGGGCGUGCAGGACCCGGAGAUGAUCUUGGCGUGCCUCACGGCAAGGAGGGUAGGGCUGUUAGCACUGGAGACUAAUCAGCUGAAAAAACACCUUAUGGUGCGAGCCGCGGAUCUACCCAUGGGCAUCGAGACCUUCUUCGCCCAUGAGAAGCUGCUGAAGCAUUGGGAGGGGAAGAGUGCUCGCUGGAAGGUCGCGCGUGAGAACUUCAUGAAAACGCCGCUUGGUACUCUCCCGGAGGUGGCUACAAGAGAAGCGGUGGCAUGGGAGCGGAUUGUUUUCAACAAGCGUUUAUUGCUCAACGGAACUACGCCGGUGGGAGGCCACCAAGAUGCAAAGCUGUUGUGGGAAAGGCGCCUUGGUGAUCUAGUUGAACUUGGAGGUAGCGGGGUUCCGGAGCUAAAGGACUCAGUCACACAGGAAAAAGAGCUCGGCGGGAAGGGAGCAGCCAAGCUUGCACGGAGGGCGUUUGAAGCUGCGCCUCAGAAGUGGAAAGAGCUGCUGCUCAGCGCUUCCCCUCAGCCCUCCAACUCAACGGGGGACAGGAGGGCUCUCCACCCCGCAGGGCGCAAGCUUUCCGACUUCCCCAUUUUUGAGAACGGAGGGAUUGCGCCCCUGAGGCGGUUGAAGCUGCUUUGGAAGGAGGGGCAGAAGCCAUCUGCUAAGCAACAGCUGUGGAAUGGCAGGUGGAGCGGAAGUAUCAAUUGGAAAAAGACUAUCGCCAUUCGUGAUUCUCUGGUCACGCCGAGUAAGCCGAGGGAUGUUAUGCUGCGAAUCCAUAAUCUGAACCUGCAAGUGGGAGAACGGGUGGCUUUUUUUAGCAGCAAGCCGGUCUGCCCGUACUGUGGGGGGGAGGAAACUCUUGAGCACUGUUUAUACAGCUGUCCCAAGAUUCAAGUGGUGACGUCUGCUCUGGUAAAAUCUCUCCGCAUGCUAAACAGUUCGCGUGCUGUGUCAUCAUUGGGAGACCUGUUGUUCCGGGAGGCGGGUACCAUCACGGCUUUUCCGGAAGCCACGCUUACUUCUAUUACGCUCUACCAACUGUGGGCAGAGCGGUGUGACGCUGUAUUUCGGGGGAAGAAAUUCCGGACGAGGCGGGUGCUCCGCCGUGUCGAGGCUGCUUUCCGCUUGCAUGCACACAUCUACACGAGGUCGAGGGACGCGGAGUGGAAGAAGCGCAGGGGCACGCAACAUGAGGGGAAGUUUCGCCGGGUGUUGGAGAGCGAGAACAAGCUACUGUUUCGGAUCAGGGACAAGAAUAGCAAGUCGUGGACGUGGACGAAAGCCUUCUCAAAUGUCUGGCUCGCACCGAGGAUGACUCGCCAACCUCCUUAG